AUGGUUGGGCAGGGCCAUCCCCUCGGCGUGACGCCGCCGAUCUCCACCGCGUUGCCAACCGACGCCGAGCAUGCGACCAACAAGACAAUGCUUGAAGAACUGAAGCAGCAAAAGACGUUUGAGUCACCGGCAGAAACACAGAAGAGACACCAGGUACUCGAGCAACUCCAAACCAUCUGCGAUGAAUUCGUCAAACAAGUGGCACGAAAGAGAGAGGAAGGCAGCGAAGCAUUGAUUAAAGAUGCCCGAGGUAGGAUUUUCACAUAUGGUAGUUUUAGGCUUGGGGUCUACGGUCCUGGGUCCGAUAUCGAUACUCUCGUUGUCGUUCCCAAGUACGUCACGCGCGACGACUACUUCGAAAUCUUCCCGGGCCUUCUCCAGAAGAUGACACCAGCCGACGCCAUCACCGAUUUGGCCGUGGUAUCUGACGCAUUCGUCCCCAUCAUCAAGUUCGAGUUCUUCGGCAUAAGCAUCGAUCUGAUUUUUUCGCGAAUCGCCAGCCUGAAGCAGCUUCCCAAAGACCCGCAAUGGAGUCUUGCAGACUCCAACCUUCUCAGGGGUCUCGACGAGCGGGAGCUUCGGUCCCUGAAUGGCACACGUGUCACCGACGAGAUCAUAAACCUGGUACCUGAGCCCAGCACCUUCCGGCUUGCUCUGCGAGCAAUCAAGCUCUGGGCCCAACGCCGAGCCAUCUACGCCAACAUUAUGGGCUUCCCCGGCGGUGUUGCGUGGGCCAUGCUCGUGGCUCGAGUCUGCCAACUGUAUCCAAAGGCCACCAGUUCCGUCAUUGUUAACAAGUUCUUCCACAUCAUGAGGCGGUGGCCCUGGCCGCAACCUGUCCUCCUCAAGGCAGUCGAAGAGGGGCCUCUACAGGUCCGCGUUUGGAACCCAAAGCUGUACCGUGGAGACCAAUUCCAUUUGAUGCCCAUCAUCACACCCGCGUACCCGUCCAUGUGUGCAACCUUCAACAUUACCAAGUCGGCCAUGACGGUUAUACAGCGCGAGCUGCAACGCGGUUGCGAAAUUACAGACAACGUAAUGCUUUCCAAACGGCCGUGGGGCGACCUCUUCAUCAAACAUACCUUCUUUACCUCAGGGUACAAGUAUUACAUUUCCGUUGUUACAACCAGCACCACCAAAGAGGCGCACAAAAUAUGGUCUGGCUAUGUUGAGUCCAAGGUCCGCGUGCUUGUCCAAGGACUUGAGCAGCAUCAAUCUAUUGCUAUCGCUCACGCUUUCAACAAAGGCUACGAUCGUCGUCACGUUUGCCACAACGAGACUGAACUCAGCCAGGUUCAGGAAGGUAGUUUACAGUACCUUGCCGGGCAAGAGACUACAGAGACCCCCAACCCCGAAAUCGUGGGUGCAAAGGCCGAAGGCGGUCUUGCCUUAGACGGCUUACCAUUGGGUGGAACUACGGAGACGGGAACCGAAGCCAAUGGAACUGGUGAAGGGGUCGAAGAAGAGGUGCAGACAUGGCCGACAAACGUUUUCACUACCACUCACUACAUCGGUCUCGAGCUGGGCGAAGGCGCGAAAUCACUUGAUCUUUCCUAUCAAGUCGACAGUUUUAAGCAACUAUGCGGCCAGUGGGAGAAGUACAGCGCAAAACUUAACCAUUUGACGGUCCAACACGUUCGGAACUUCAAUCUUCCCGACGAUCUCUUCGAACCGGGCGAGAAGAAGCCGCAGAAGCAACAGAAGAGAGCAGCUGGCGCCAACGGCUCGGCGCAGACGAAGAAGCGCGGCGCCUCGGAGGAAGCGCAACCACCAGCGAAGCGUCAGCAAUCUUCAAUCACAGCAGCCGCUGGCUGA
Verticillium nonalfalfae is the source of this 1815-nucleotide messenger RNA. It is a transcript of the gene PAP1, whose product is annotated as polynucleotide adenylyltransferase. The record is from RefSeq and is a predicted model, not a curated record. NCBI's taxonomy places the organism in Eukaryota, Fungi, Ascomycota, Sordariomycetes, Glomerellales, Plectosphaerellaceae. Gene Ontology annotation, molecular function: RNA binding; poly(A) RNA polymerase activity. Gene Ontology annotation, cellular component: nucleus. The transcript is spliced from 6 exons. The coding region runs from base 1 to 1815 and encodes 604 amino acids.